GUCAUCUGUACUGUCCGCAGUCUCUGGUCAUCCCUGUGCUGUCCGCAGUCUCUGGUCAUCCCUGUGCUGUCCGCAGUCUCUGGUCAUCCCUGUGCUGUCCGCAGUCUCUGGUCAUCCCUGUGCUAUCCGCAGUCUCUGGUCAUCUCCUGUACUGUGUCUGCAGUCAGCAGUCAUCUCUGUACUGUUCGCAGUCUCUGGUCAUCCCUGUGCUGUCCUCAGUCUCUGGUCAUCCCUGUACUGUCCGCAGUCUCUGGUCAUCCCCUGUACUGUCCGCAGUCUCUGGUCAUCUCCUGUACUGUCCGCAGUCUCUGGUCAUCCCUGUGCUGUCCGCAGUCUCUGGUCAUCCCUGUACUGUGUCCGCAGUCUCUGGUCAUCCCUGUGCUGUCCGCAGUCUCUGGUCAUCCCCUGUACUGUCCGAAGUCUCUGGUCAUCUCCUGUACUGUCCGCAGUCUCUGGUCAUCCCUG
Molecule: messenger RNA, 465 nt
Organism: Staurois parvus
Lineage: Eukaryota; Metazoa; Chordata; Amphibia; Anura; Ranidae
Source: the annotation of a GenBank genome assembly